AUGUCGGCUUUAAGAGCUGGUUGUCAUGAAAAUGAUACGAUUCUCACGAGGAAGAUAACUGCUUCUUUUAGAGAUGGUGGUUGUCAUCAGAAAAAUGUCUUCCUCAACAGUUGUUUGCCUAAAAUGGUUGUCGUGAGAAAGAUGUCGGCUUUUUGCGAUAGUCGUCUUGUAUUAGCCAUGGAUAUACCACCACCGACACAAAAUCGUUUGGUGAAAACAGCCUUACAUCAAGCGGUCCUGGAUUGUCGUCUGCAUCAAGUUCGAUUGCUGGUCUCCAAACAUAAUGUGAACAUCGACUCAAAGGAUGUCAAUGGAAGAACACCUCUCAUGUUAACGUGUUUUAUAGAAAAUGAAGACUUGGGAUUUAAAAUGGCCAAAAUAUUUCUUGCGGCAGGGUCGUUUAUGAACAUCAAGGACACAUUAGGUAGGACAGCUCUUGGAUAUGCUUGUCUUAAUGGGAAGGAGAAAAUUGUGAAUAAAAUCUUGUCCGAGGACAUUCUAGAUAUCAACGAGCCGGACAAUGACGGGAACACACCUUUACACCAUUCCUGUUACAGUGGCAAUCCCAGAAUAGUGGCGAUGUUGGCUAAUACAUAUUUACGAUUUGGUAUCAACAUCGACAGAAGGAACAAUUUGGGCUACACAGCCUUGUUGAUAGCAUGUAAGAAUGGAUAUUAUGCUUCAGCACAUAUGUUACUGACGAAGUGUAGAGCAUCACCAACGCUCAAGGACAACGAAUUCUAUUUGAAUGCCGGUGAUUGGACUAAGAGAAGCUAUGAAAUCAAAAUGAAAGGUAGCAAUCAUUCGGUGGGCAAUGUUUCUUAUGGUAACAGAAUAGCACAACAGUUUGCUAUCUCGUUUGCUCGUCAAGAGAAGAUGUAUGGGCGAUGCUGGACUCCUUUAUGUCGUCAUGGUACCGACACGGUUUCAAUGUCUCUGGACAGUUCCUUAAGAUUACCCAAUAUCUGUCAACAACAGUAUGAGAAAAAUCUUGACGAGAAUAUCAUCGAUGGCGAAGAUGCUAGAAGACUUCUCCUGAAUGAAAUUCACGAAACUGAAUCAUCUCGUCCAAAAUCAGACAAACAUGCAUCCGUACGGUGGGCAAUGGGGCAACCAUCAACGGCUAAACUUCGCUCCCUAUCAGUUUCUAAACCAAAUACCCGUAUUCCAGAUAUGAUGACGAUAUUCAAGGCCUAUUCUGAACAAUAUCAACCCGAUUGGCGCCAAAUACAAACUGACACCGGAAGUCACAAACCCAGUGAUGUAAAAGCAGACAAUAAUCCAACCAAUCAAACAAUCAUAAAAGAUGAUUGUGUUUUCCCUCCAAUCACUGAACCGGUCACUGCAAGCUAAAUAUAAAAAUAUGCUUAAAGCAGGCUACAAUCAAACCAUUUGUUUUGGGCUUUUCAACAACUAAAUUGCAUGCCAGUGAAGUCUUUUAGCACCAUUUCUCUUUUUCGAAUUUUGAGUAUUGACCCUAUUAUGGAUCUUUUUACAACCAGAGCUACUACGUUUAGACGAAAAAUAUACAGCACUGCCUUAAAGCCGAAAAGGCAGGCCGUCCCGUAGCCAGACUUGAUUGUUCGGAGCGUCAAGUACCUAUAUCCUGUGGGGGCAAUGGUAUAUUGUGUAUCGUUGCAGUAAUGAAAUUGGUCGGUUGUCCAGAAAGGAGGAUAAUAACGUUUUAAUUUGUUCUUUAGUUUGGCACAAUAGUUACACCGAGUCAAGCCAUAUAAUGAAAUAAUCCUGACAUCUACCACCAUAUAAUAAACAAUGUAAUAUUUACAAUGAUUAAACCUAAAUCAUACCAUAAUAUUUGUGAAUGUAUUUAAUUUCCACUUUACUUGCUAUUCAUUCGAAACUACGUAUGGUUCUUACGUGAAGAUAACACCAUGUAAGAACCAUACGUAGUUUCGUAUGGGUUGUUACUAUUUCAUGUUGUUUUGUUGUUUU
Lottia gigantea (owl limpet) is the source of this 1953-nucleotide messenger RNA. RefSeq lists its product as hypothetical. The record is from RefSeq and is a predicted model, not a curated record. The transcript has 2 exons. NCBI's taxonomy places the organism in Eukaryota, Metazoa, Mollusca, Gastropoda, Lottiidae. Bases 1 to 1353 code for a protein of 450 amino acids. Gene Ontology annotation, molecular function: RNA binding; protein binding; RNA nuclease activity. Gene Ontology annotation, biological process: RNA processing.